UUGCCUAUCCUGUCUUUUAAAUUUUUUAUCGAAUGAUUUUUCCCUGGGUUGCCAAUCAUGACUUGAACCUGUUUGAAAAUCACAAUCGUAAUCCAUAUGCGGGCCCCCACAAAAUUUACAUGGUCUCCACAUUAUUGGCUCAUCUUCAAAAUACAUACAAAUUUUUGCGCUUUCCAUUGAAUUAUUUUCAACAUCGAUUAAAAAAUUUAUGUCUGCAUUAUCUGUUUCAUCAUAAUUUAUUCUCUUUCUUUCUCUGAGGGUCAUUGGAUGGGUUCUUCCCUUUUGAUGUGAAUCAAUACUAUUAUUUAUUUCCAAUUCUUUAUUUUUCUCUUCAUCUUCUAUUGCCAAUUCUAAAGGAUAUAGAAGAGCGAUGGCGCGAGUAAUGAUUUUAUUUUUACACAAAACUUUCGCGGAACGAUACAAUCCAUCUCGACUCUUGAUUAAAUACUGUAUUUUGCCUAAACUCCAAAAAUGUUUUGGGAGAUUUGAAUUUUGAAUAAGUACCAGCUCUCCAACUUUUGGUGAAUAAUUUUUUCUGAAUCUUUUUUGCGCGUGCCUAUUUGUUCUUUCUUUAAUAUCAUUUAAGUAUUCCUUUUCAAAUUUUUCCCAAAAUGUAUUUACUAUUCUAUUUGUUUCUUUCCAAUUAUUUAUUAUUUCUAUCUUUUGGGAAACUUUUUCUUCAAAAUUAUCUGUCUCAAAAUUUUCAAAAUUAAUUCCUUGUUUAAUUCUUGUUGGGUGGACUAAAUCUAUUGGACGCAACACCUCAAUUUCUUCCAAAUCAUUAUACAAAUAGGUAAGGGGACGAGAAUUGAUUACGUAUUUUAUUUCUGGCAAUAGUGUUCUGAGCUCUUCUAUAUUUAACAUUUUUCGGCCAACAGAAUUUUUAAGAGCUUUUUUCAUAAUUUUUACUAUCGAUUCAUACACGCCGCCGAACCAUGGAGAAACGGCGGGUAUGAAUCGCCAUUCAAUUUUUUCACAAUCCAAAUUCUUUUCAAUUUCAUUUAUAACUUUACUAGUCAGUCUAUAUUGGGUUCCAUUGUCGCUCAAAAUUAACGUAGGUUUUCCAUAUUCCGCUAUAAACCGCCUUAAAGCUUGAACACAUGUAUUUGCGGAAAGAUCAGUAAUUAACUCUAAAUGCGAAAAUCUUGUUGUUAAACAUGUAAAUAUUUCUAUCCAUAUUUUUAUUAUUUUAUUUUCUUGUGUUUUUACAUGAAAUGGGCCUGCAUAAUCCAAUCCUGAAUUUUUAAAAGGUGAACAUUUUUUUAUUCUUUCUUCGGGUAGUAUUGGCAUUUUUGGUAUUUCAAAGGGUUUUAAUAAUUGUUUUCGACAUUGAAGACAUUUAUUAAUUGUACUCUUCAUUUUUUGUCUUCCUUUUGUUAUCCAAAAACAUUGUCUUAAUUCACACAAACUUUGU
Molecule: messenger RNA, 1414 nt
Organism: Meloidogyne enterolobii
Lineage: Eukaryota; Metazoa; Nematoda; Chromadorea; Rhabditida; Meloidogynidae
Source: the annotation of a GenBank genome assembly